CACGCGCGUGCCGCUUCCGGAAGAGCCCGGUAGCAGCCGCUGCGACUCUUGCCUGUGCUGCGGCUUCAGACCCCGGGUUUUGGCCUCUUUCUGACCCGGCUCCCGCUCCACUUCACUUUUGGUUUCGGGUGGAGCCCAUGUAGUGAUCUCCAUGGCAGCAGACUCCGGGGCGUUCACUAAUGAGGACUCUGAAUCUGGAGAGGAAGAAGGUAAACAUGUCAAACCUUUUACACCAGAGAAAGCGAAAGAAAUUAUAAUGUCUUUACAACAACCUGCAAUCUUCUGUAACAUGGUUUUUGAUUGGCCAGCCCAACACUGGACUGCAAAACAUCUUUCUGAGGUCCUUCAGGGCAAGCAGAUACGAUUCAGGAUGGGAACGAAACGCACAGAUACAGCUCCUCAGUUUGAAACCACGUGUAGUUACGUAGAAGCUACACUUGAAGAGUUUCUGACCUGGAACUGUGACCGAUCUAGUAUUUCUGGACCAUUUAGAGACUAUGAUCAUUCCAAAUUCUGGGCUUAUGCUGACUAUAAAUAUUUUGUCAGUUUAUUUGAAGACAAGACAGAUAUUUUCCAGGAUGUGAUGUGGUCUGACUUUGGGUUUCCUGGAAGAAAUGGACAGGAAAGUACAUUGUGGAUCGGCUCCAUGGGGGCCCAUACACCCUGUCAUCUGGACACCUAUGGUUGCAACCUAGUAUUCCAGGUACAAGGAAGGAAAAGAUGGCAUCUCUUUCCUCCUGAAGAUACUCCUUUCCUUUAUCCAACUAGAAUCCCUUAUGAGGAAUCUAGCGUGUUCAGUAAAAUCAAUGUUGUCAAUCCUGAUUUAAAACGUUUUCCUCAAUUUUGGAAGGCUCGAAGACAUAUGGUUACCCUGAGCCCCGGACAGGUUCUGUUUGUCCCCAGACACUGGUGGCAUUAUGUGGAAUCCAUUGAUCCUGUCACUGUCAGUAUAAACUCAUGGAUUGAGCUGGAAGAGGACCACCAAGCCCGGGUAGAAGAGGCAAUCACCCGCAUGCUUGUGUGUGCCCUGAAAACUGCAGAGAAUCCACAUGAUACGAGAGCUUGGUUAAACCCAACUGAGGUUGAGGAAACAUCCCAUGAAGUCAAUUGUCGCUACUUAAAUGGAGCCGUUUCUGCUUUUUUUGAUCAUUAUGGAACAUCUAAGGUAGUAGAAACCCAAGCGCUGAGCACAGACGGAGAGGACGUGAUAAAGGAAGAAUUAAAUGUGCACAACCACGUGGAGGUAGCACAAACUAGUAGCCACAGCUUAACCUUGGGAACAGUAAAACAGGAGGCAGCAAGUCCCUUUGGUCCUGAUCUGGUUCCUGUGAUACCGGGUUCCCAAGAACCACCCUCAGAAAGAGGAGGCAUGUUUGAAAGUGAUGGUGAAGACUUUGUUGGCAAAAAUGGAAAACGCUUUGGAAAAUUGCAUUAUACCAAGAGACAACGAAUGAUGAGUGAAAGUGAGAAUGCAGUUGUGGAACAAAUUGCUUCAAAUAGUACUGUGGCCCCUUCCCAAACAUUCAUUUCUACAGAUGACGUGCUGGAUUGCUUGGUGAAUCCACAGGUAACCAGGAUAGUGGCACAACUUUUGAUUCAAGGAAGAAGUUUGCGACUCUAAUAGAAAAUAACUUUUUCAGUAAUACUUUAAGACUAUUUUUAAAAUAAUAUAGUUUUAAAAUAAAAGAUGAAAUGGCAAAAGGGCAAUUUGCAUAUGCUUAUAAAUGUCCUGUUCUCACCUAAUUAACAUUUUAGUCUCUUGCCACCUUCUUGCAUACACGUUGCUCUUUGGACAACCUGGCUCUUUGUUAUUGGUAGGCCUCUUUCUUCAGUGCCUUUGCCUUUCCUUUCCUAUCUCAUCAGCCUGUCUCAAAUGUAAGCCCCUAGUGUUCUCACCAAGAAAUAGGGUUCCAUCAGCAGGGGUUACCUGCUGCUUGUUUUUGUAAAUAAGGUUGUAUUGGAACACAGCCAUGCCAUUCAUUUACAUAUUGUCUGUGGUGGCUUUAGGGUUACGGUGGCAGAGUUGAGUGGUGACAGAGGCAGUAUGGCUCGAAAAGCUGAAAAUAUUUUAAAAGUUUGCUAACUCCUGAUCUAAUGCAUCCAUUGGGUGAAUUCUAGCUUUUGGGGAGGUAGGGGUGCAGUUGUUAAUUUCAGUAGAUAUCAUGGAUUCUUUGUCAUAAGAUGGUGUGGGAAGAUUUAUGAUUGUUUUAAGUUCUUGAUCUCUUAAUUCAAAUGCAGGUUGAAGUCUAGCCUUGAUCUGAAGUGAUCACAUUUCUCAAAUCCGUAGAAUUCUCACUGGUUAACCCCUGUAAUCCAGAGCAGAAUACCAAUCAGGAGAAAAGUAGGUGGGGGCCCAAUAAGAGGCCUCCUUGUGUAAGGAACUGGGACAUCUAGGAACACCAGCCCUGGAAUAAAAAGGACCAAAUGCUACUGACUCCUGAAACUAACUAAAAGCUUGGCUUAGUGAACUUGAUCCCACUCUCAUUACAUUUGCAAUAUGUGGGGUAAUUAUUAUCAUUACCGUCUAAGUAAGAAUUUAAAAAUUAUAAAAACAUAUUGAACUCAGUAACCAUUCAAAACAGAAAAGAUACACAAAGUCACCUUUUAAGAAGAAUUGACUACUGGCCCCAUCCUUCUCAGGUCAAAUUGAUGGUAUCAGUAAAUCCCAAGAGAGUACGUACUUUCUGGGAAAAAGGAGGAAGGGAAAUGAACAUGCCCAGGAAAAGAAGCGUCUGAAAAAAGACCCUUCUGUAGCACUUACCACCAUCUGACUACUAUAUAUUUGCCUAUUUAUUUGAUUACUAUCUCCCCCAAUGAGAAUGUCACUGCAUGAAGGUUUGGACUUUGUUUUGAUUAUUGUAUAUUUGCAGAGUCUUGAUCAGUGCCCAGCACAUGGUAGGUGCUGCUUAAAUAUUUGAGUGGAUUUUUUAAAAAGGAGACCUUGUUGGCCGAUACUCCUUCAGAAACACUGGGGCAGAGGAUGUUGUGGCUAAAGGUGAGAUGUCUGUUACCUGUAGUAGGUAUAUCCCUAUCGCAGAAAUAGACAUUUGUCUUCAGCUAUAUAUUUUUUUUACACCUGCCCUCACUGAGAGCUCCCCCAUACCCUCCUUCACACAGAAUUCCCUCCCCCGCUCCCUCCCCCAGGGUUCCCUCACCCGCUCCCUCCCAGAUAUUUUAUUAUAUUUGCUACUACUUGGACCAGUGUUUUUCAAGUUGUAGAUUGUGACCCAUUAACAAGUCAUAAAAUCAAUUUAGUGGGUGAGACCAGCAUUUUUUUUUUAAUGGAGCAGGAUACGUAAUUUCAGUUAAUUCAAUAGUAAAUAUAUUAUUUUGUGAAACUGUCCAGGAAAAAUUUCUUUCAGAGUAAAUAUACUUCAUAAAUCUUUUCAGUUAUAUCUGUGUGUGUACUGGGCCUGAUAUAAAAUGUAUUUCUUAGUGUCAGAAAGGUUUGAAAGCUGUUCUGAGGGCAAAGUAUUGAUUUCAGUUAGAGGUAAUAGUUUCUGGCAUGCAGAGACCUGGGUAGAGAGUUAAGACAUUGAUAUGAAUGCAUUCGAAAUGUAAAUGGGUGUUGGGAGAUAAUUUCCUAAUUUUGUAGAGAUAGAGAUUAUGACACGGCAAGAGAUCCUGGCUAUCUGCAACUGGGGAGUGUGGGAAGGAGAAAAGACAGUCAAAGGGAGAGAUGGUCAGCCACCAAGUAGGGUCCCAUUUCAUCCUGCAUUUCUCAGAAGAGCCUGCCCGAAUGAGUGAACUCAAUUAUUAAAUAAAUAUUAAUACUUUGACCCUCCAGGGGUUAGAGGGAUUGAAGUGUUACACCUAAAGUUACAGUAUCCACGUAUAAGCAGGGUGAUCUAUCCGGAAGGCAAAGUAGCUAGGGCCCCUGAGCUUUUAGGGUCUACAGAAAUGUUUUAGUUUCUUUAAAAAUAAAAAAAAGAAUAUUACCUAGUUUCGAUUACCUUCAUGUUUAUACCAGUGCAGUAGCGAAGUAUCAUGUUUAAUACUUUUCAUGGAGUAAGGGGCCUACAAAGGCAAAAUUGCCUGGGGCCCAUGAAAGUCCUAAGCAGCUCUGGGUAUCAGGGAUAUCAGAAUCAUUUGAGGGGCUUGCUGAAGAUGCAGAUGUCUGGGUACCACUCUAGAGCUAUAGAAUUUGCCUCCUUUGGGAUGGGCCAGAUUUUGCAGUCUCAGCAAGCACCUGAAGUGCUUCAAAUAGCAAAGAAGUUUAAGAAUCUCUGGCCCUGGAGUAGACCACCAAGACCUAACACAGGCUCAAAGUGGGCGUGUUUUAGCAGGGGCUACUUCUUGGGGUCAAUCCGCCCUUCAGAUUUACUGAACUAAAGCUGUACUGUGCCCUUCCUGUAAUUUUCAGCUGAAUGCUAUUGAUACUGUGAGGAUACCUUGAUGCUGUCAUGUUUAGUUGUGGUCUUUUAUCAGCAGUGGCCUGUGUUUAUCAUCACGCUCUCCUGUAUUUGCCCUAAAGGAUAAAGAUGUUUAACCACCAAAUAACAUUCUCCAAGCAUUUUAUUCAAAAAGGAGGAAAUACUUAUUUUAAAAAAUUUUUAUUGAAGUAUAGUUGAUGUAUAUUAUAUGUUGCAUGUGUACAGUACAGUGAUUCACAAUUUUUAAAGGUUGUACUCCAUUUACAGUUAUUAUAAAAUAUUGGCCAUGUUCCCUGUGUUGUAUGACAUAUUUCUUUAGACUGAGGGUAACUAUAACAUUACAGACUGAAUCAUCAUACUUGGUGCAAUACACCCUGAUAUUCAUCCUUGCCUAAGUUAACCAAACCACUGGAGAACAAGAACAAAUUAGAGAGCACGUCUCUCCUUUUUUAUUUCUUACAUUCAUUGUCAAGCCCAAGUUCAGAUGCCAGUGGCUGGGAAGCUACUCCUAAGCAAUAAGAAGUCUUUGCCAAUCCACUUAAAAAACAGCAACAGGAAGAAAAAUUUCAAGACAUCUGUGUUUAAUGAAGCAGCAACUAUGGC
This is a messenger RNA of Orcinus orca (killer whale), 4976 nucleotides long. It is a transcript of the gene HSPBAP1, whose product is annotated as HSPB1 associated protein 1. The coding region runs from base 152 to 1621 and encodes 489 amino acids. The record is from RefSeq and is a predicted model, not a curated record. The transcript has 8 exons. NCBI's taxonomy places the organism in Eukaryota, Metazoa, Chordata, Mammalia, Artiodactyla, Delphinidae. Gene Ontology annotation, molecular function: 2-oxoglutarate-dependent dioxygenase activity.